Molecule: messenger RNA, 1185 nt
Organism: Aspergillus fischeri NRRL 181
Lineage: Eukaryota; Fungi; Ascomycota; Eurotiomycetes; Eurotiales; Aspergillaceae
Product: putative flavin-containing monooxygenase
Exons: 7
Coding region: 1-1185 (394 amino acids)
Molecular function (GO): NADP binding; N,N-dimethylaniline monooxygenase activity; flavin adenine dinucleotide binding
Source: RefSeq, a predicted model, not a curated record
AUGUGUGUUGUUCAGGUUCUUGUACGAGAAAGUGGCUUACCCAAGACAGUACACACGAUCCGCGACUAUUCCCAUCUGCCUUUUGAACGAAACUUUGCCCAUAUCGACCAUGAGUGGUUGACUAAAGAUGAUCUCGCGGAAGGGUUCGCCACAUGGGCUGAGAAGUACAGGAUACAUAUAUGGACCCGCAGUGAGCUACAAUCCGGUACGUGGGACGACUCGCGCGCACAAUGGACCUUGAAGGUCAGACAGACCAUAGCGGGUUCCGAACUCAUCAAGAUCCUUACGUGCCGCCAUGUGGUGCUUGCCACUGGUGGACCGUGCAAUAAGCCACACAAGCCUUUUUAUCCUGGGGAAGAAAGAUUCGAGGGAGUUGUCCAGCAUUCGGUGAGUUAUCAUAACGCAUGGGACUGGAAAGGUCAGCGAGGUGUCGUGGUUGGAACGGCCAACACUGCCCAUGAUAUCGCUGAAGAUAUGCUUGACGCUGGAGUGGCAUCCGUGACUAUGAUCCAACGCAGUCGGACAUAUGUACUUCCUCAGGAGUACUUGACCAAAGUCUGGAAACAAAUUCUGAAUGACCAUACACCACUCGAGACAUCCGAUCGCACACUCUUCGCGGGGCCAUUAGCAGUAAGCCGCCUUAUCACCAUGGCUGCCUUGAACACCCAAGCAGAGGCUGAGCCUGAGCGGUUCGCAGCACUGGAGCGAGCUGGCUUCAACACGGAGCGCUACGGAGACCUCAUUUCGCUUCUCAGUGAGCGCUUCGGAGGUCAUUACAUGGAUACUGGCGCUUCUGCAAAGAUAGCGCAGGGCUUGAUCAAGGUCAAGUCUGACAACCGUCUCGUGUCGUACACUGAAAACGGUCUCAUAUUCGAGGAUGGAACCCACCUGCCAGCCGAUGUAGUUAUCUACGCCACCGGGUUUACAGGAAACCUCCGCGACUCGGUGCGAGAAUACUUUGGUGAAGAACUCUAUGCGCAGGUGGAGGAUUACUGGGGCAUUAACCAGGAAGGCGAGCUCAAAGGUGCUUAUGUACCUACCGGACAUCCCGGCCUGUGGUAUGUGGGUGGAGGAAUGGGCCAAGCUCGGUUUUAUGCUCGCUUUGUAGCGCUGCAAAUUCUGGCGCAUCUGCUUGGAAAUCCAUUGCCAGUAUACUCUGAAACACCAGUUGUUGAGGGAGAUUGA